CCGAGGCGGAAUGGGUGAACUGGGCGAUGAGUCGCAGCAAGCGCGCCCGAGGCAUAACUUGCGCAGCCUCCGCACCAUUGACCAACGCUUCUUCCUUCGUAUGUGCGUUGCGAUGCCCGAAGUCAUGCAAGAUGGCUUCGCGAAACAGUAGCGACGACUACAGAAUCAACCUCGAUGAUUUGGAUUGGUCCCCGGCUGCUCGUGAGCGAGAGCCUUCGACAGUUACCAGCUUGGGCGAUACCUUGCGUGUGCCCACCAUAUCUACCAGUCCACAGCCGAACUCUCUGCGGUCGAGCUCUCUUGGGCCUGUCGAGAGCCCUUUGGGAGCUCCAGAUGAAGCGGACGAGGGGGGUACGACUGGGCCGAUUGUCAUUGCCAUCCACGAGAAGGACCGCACCGUGAAGCGACGACUUCGCGGAAUCCAUGUCUUCAUGAUCACGAUAAGCGGGGUCCUCGGAGCUGGAUUGUACAUACGCAGCGGAACCGUUCUGCGAAUUGGAGGUCCUGGAGCGGUUCUGAUUGCAUUCACGGUGAUGGGCCUGCUGGCCUGGAUGGUGAUGCAAUGCAUUGGCGAGUUUCUCGCCCUGUGGCCGAUUUCCGGUGCGCUUGUCGAAUUCGUUGCCAAGUUCGUCGACGAGGAUCUGGGAACAGCCGUGGGAAUAGCAUACUGGUUUACGUACUCGAUUAGCUUCGCAGCCCUAAUCGUUGCGGCGGCUGGCGUGCUGGAUUACUGGAACCCGGGCAAGGUGAUCCAAGGAAUAGUCAUGUUCUUCAUUGUGCCACUCUUCCUGGUCCUACUGAAUAGUUUCGGCGUUCAGAUCUAUGGUUUGACGGAGGUGAUCGGAGGCUCUAUAAAGAUUCUGGGCGUUGUUAUCGUAAUCGCUUGUAUGAUUGCGAUCAAUCUCGGAGCUGGAGAGAGGGAGCAUAUUGGUACCAAAUAUUACAAGCACGGUCCCAUGUUCCCGUUCGAUAAAACUGCUGUUGACAACUGGGGUUCGGCUAUAUUCUAUGCAUUUUCCAUUGCUGCUUUCGCGUACGUCGGCGUCGACAUUACUGCUGCCACCGCGCUCGAAGCACGGCCUGACCGAAGGCGCAAAACAUCGACAGACCCGAGAGACAGGAGCCCGUGGCCAUAUAUUUCUGUGCGCUUUGUCGCAACUUGGACCAGCUUCCUUGUCUGGAUUAUCUACUUUAUUGCAGGCAUUCUGCUGAGUUUGAAUAUUGAGUGGAACGAUGCCAACCUUCCUCGACUGUCAUGGCUGGGAUCACCAGUUAUCGAAGAGCAUCCAGAUAACGAAAACUACAACACCGACUCGGGUUUCGUUAUCAGUGCCGCCAUGUCGAAUAUACCGGGUCUCGCAAAUCUGAUUACGGCGGUCAUUUUCGUCACCGCUGUGUUCUCUGCAAACACCAAUCUCUAUGUUGCCUCGCGAACGCUAUUCAGUCUUACUAGGCGACUGCAAGGGCCUCAAUGGCGCUUCAUCGCUUUCUUUGGGAAGACAAAUAACUAUCAGGUUCCGGCUCGAGCCAUGCUGCUAUCGUGCUUUUUCAUGUGGGUGCCAUUUUUGUAUCUGUCCCCACACAACUCUUCGGAUACGACAAUAUCAAGUCUUCUCGAAGUUCUCUCCCAAAUGGGUUCUGUGUGUUGCAUCAUCGUCUGGGCCUGUGAGUGCUGGGCGUUCAUCCGCUUCUAUAACUGUAUGUCCCUCCACCGACAUGAACUCAACGCUGCGCCCCAAUUCGCCCAUCUCCGUCGAUUUCGCAAUCCCGACACGGAAGACCUCUACCCUUGGCGCUCUCACGGACAGCCCAUGACGAUGUACCUUGCGCUAUUCGGAUGUCUGUUUGUACUUGCUGUUGCGGAUGGCUCUGCACUGUGGCAUAACUGGGCAGGCCCGAGAUUCCUGUCUGCCUAUUUAUCCAUACUAUGCUUCAUCCCACUGUGGCUGGGUAUAAAACUUUACAACAACUGGGGGAAUGUGCAAUGGAAGCUGGAAGACCUAUCGAACUUUAUAUCUGUCGAGAAGAAAUUGCGCGAGCUGGACGAGAUUCACGACCUUGCUACAGCCAGAGACAGGGACAUCCUGGAGAAGGGAUGGAGAAAUCUAUGGGGUUUUAUGUAACCCGGCUUACCUACUAUAUAUACAUAAUACAAAAGUUUAAAGUCGUCUGAACAAAAAUAUAUACAAGUUAAAUAUCAACCCAACUAACC
Messenger RNA from Aspergillus versicolor CBS 583.65, 2212 nucleotides. RefSeq lists its product as uncharacterized. Gene Ontology annotation, biological process: amino acid transport; transmembrane transport. The transcript is spliced from 11 exons. Gene Ontology annotation, cellular component: membrane. The coding region runs from base 132 to 2123 and encodes 663 amino acids. NCBI's taxonomy places the organism in Eukaryota, Fungi, Ascomycota, Eurotiomycetes, Eurotiales, Aspergillaceae. The record is from RefSeq and is a predicted model, not a curated record.